Molecule: messenger RNA, 546 nt
Organism: Darwinula stevensoni
Lineage: Eukaryota; Metazoa; Arthropoda; Ostracoda; Podocopida; Darwinulidae
Source: the annotation of a GenBank genome assembly
AUGGACCAGACAAUUUUCAAAGUUGAAGACUACUUAUGGGGUGCCAGAACAUCAAGAGGGAUCCAGAUAUACUUCUGUGGUGUCUGUUCAUACUGGACAUCUGUCAAGACGCAUGCUACAAGACACAAGCGUGUUCAUACUCAAGAGAGGCCUUAUCAGUGUAUUGCAAUCUACAAAGUUGAAGACUACAUAUGGAGUGCAGAGCCAUCAGGAGGAAUCCCAACCCCACUGUACUUCUGUGGUGCAUGUUCAUACAUCACACAUCUUAAGGGCAAUGCAAGAAUCCACAGACGUGUUCAUACACUGGAAAGGCCUUAUCAAUGCACCCUGUGUCACAAGUAUUUUACCCAAAGUAGCACUCUGUAUCGACACAUGAGGCAAGACAGGACAACUGUCAUACACAGUGUGUAUUUCAUGUCAUGCAAGUCUGUCCUGAAAUUCAGGCAAGCUAAUGCCUGUGGGGAAAGGGGGAAUUACCUUGAAAUAGAUUUGCAUAGCCUUGCUACUCUGAGAUUCAAUUCAUUUGAAAGAGGUGAAAUGAAUUGA